AUGGAGUCGAAUAGUCAUAGUGCUACAGAUGAGGUUCUUGUCUCACAAAACGGCAAAAGGAAGAGGAAAGGGUACUUGCCAACUGAGUUGGUGAAGAUCCUCCAUGUCUGGCUGUAUGAGCACCGGUUUAAAGCCUAUCCUUCAAAGGUAGAGAGGUGUAUGCUGAUGGAGCAGAUAAGUUUGUCUUUUCCGCAGUUUUCUAACUGGUUCAUCAAUGCCCACAGACGCAUUCUUCAGGAAAUGCUUCUACAGGAUAUAAGUGACCCCAACCUGAUUACCAUGUACCACCAGAAAGGCAAUGCUGAUGAUGUAACCCACCCGCAAAGUGGCUAUCCAUCUGUUGAUGCCAAGUCAGGGCUCAGAGCUGCAGACAAGAUAAAAUGUCUGUCCCUGAGCCCCUCGCUGAUGAUCCAGGGAUCAGGGAAACUGCCAAAUCUAGAGAUGGUCCCAGGCCAGAGGCUCACCCCUAAGGCCCAGAUAAAUGAAAAGGUCGUGAUUUUCACCAGUGGGCCCUUGCUUAUACCUUCUCCCAAACCUGUGGUGACAGGGGAAUACAAGGACUUCAGCAGCACCUAG
This is a messenger RNA of Dama dama (fallow deer), 576 nucleotides long. Its product is annotated as homeobox protein TGIF2LX-like. The coding region runs from base 1 to 576 and encodes 191 amino acids. The record is from RefSeq and is a predicted model, not a curated record. The transcript has a single exon. Gene Ontology annotation, biological process: regulation of transcription by RNA polymerase II. Gene Ontology annotation, molecular function: DNA-binding transcription factor activity, RNA polymerase II-specific; RNA polymerase II cis-regulatory region sequence-specific DNA binding. NCBI's taxonomy places the organism in Eukaryota, Metazoa, Chordata, Mammalia, Artiodactyla, Cervidae.